UAGUUACACUCCGUACGUCGUAGCGACAGGGUGUUCGCAUUUCUCCUCUCGCUUUCCAAACUCUUUCUUGUGAAAAAAAAGUCUUUCUCUUAUCGUCUUGAAGCAAAAUAUUAUCAUCUUGUACACAGUGUUGUUUGUGAUUUUUUUUUCAUUAUGUUUUAACUAAACAUCUCUUCGUACGAACAAUUGUUAUGUAAUGAGUUACUGAAGCAACUGAAAACUGAAAACUGAACAAAACAUCGAGUACCGUGUCUGUGAUAGAAACAAAGAGAGAGAGUUUUUCUUAAAGAAAAAUCAAAACAAAACAAUUUUUUUGUUGACAGUUGAAAAAAAAACAAACAAUUUGCGCGUGUUAUCUGUUGCGAUAUUUGAAUUUUAAAAAAAUAACGUUCGAUGUUGGGUUCUCAAUUUGAAAAUGACGUCACAGGAAUCAACAAUGACGAAGAACUUUUUGACCGUGACCAACAUUGUGAACGAAGGGAUCAAAGGCAGCAAGAUCUCUAAGCUUGGCUUGUCCAAGUACCUCUCGCAAUCUCUAGCACAGCUAGAGACCACUUCGAUCAGCUCACCUCAAGCGAAGUCGCCUGCUGGAAGCAGCGCUGGAGCGGCUGCGAGUGCCUCGACAGCACCGGGAGAACGAACACCAACAGCUCACAAUAAACAGCUGCAGAAUGUCAAGGGACAGGAUCAUCCGCCGCAUCCAUCUAUGGCGUUUCUCCAGAACCGUUCCAUUUCCCUGGUGGACAUGUACAUCGACAAUUCGGAGCCAUCGGAGAACGUCGGUCAGAUCCACUUCAGCUUGGAAUACGACUUCCAGAACACUACCCUGAUAUUGAGGAUCAUCCAGGGCAAGGAGUUACCAGCCAAGGAUUUGAGCGGGACCUCCGACCCGUACGUCCGGGUGACCCUACUGCCGGACAAGAAGCACCGACUGGAGACCAAGAUCAAACGGCGCACCCUCAACCCGAGGUGGAACGAGACCUUCUACUUCGAAGGGUUCCCGAUACAGAAACUGCAGAGUCGGGUGCUCCACCUUCAUGUUUUUGACUACGAUCGGUUUUCCCGGGAUGACUCCAUUGGAGAAGUAUUCCUGCCUUUGUGUCAGGUGGACCUGAGCGAGAAGCCAUCGUUCUGGAAAGCCCUGAAGCCGCCGGCGAAGGACAAGUGCGGCGAGCUGCUGACGUCACUAUGCUAUCACCCCAGUAACAGCGUACUCACCCUCACGCUGCUGAAGGCAAGGAACCUGAAGGCAAAGGACAUUAAUGGGAAAUCAGAUCCCUACGUCAAAGUAUGGCUUCAGUUUGGUGACAAGCGCAUAGAGAAACGUAAGACCGCUAUCUUCAAGUGCACCCUGAACCCCGUCUUCAACGACUCCUUCUCCUUCAACGUACCCUGGGAGAAGAUCAGGGAGUGCUCGCUGGAUGUCCAGGUCAUGGACUUCGAUAAUAUUGGACGGAAUGAGCUGAUCGGGAGAAUAUUGUUAGCCGGUAAAAAUGGGUCCGGCGCAACAGAAACGAAACACUGGCAAGAUAUGAUCACGAAGCCUCGGCAGACCAUCGUCCAAUGGCAUCGCCUCAAACCGGAGUGAAAAGGAAAAUCAAGAUCAAAAAAUUAAUAAAAAAAUUACAAAAACGUCAUAAGACUGAAUGGUUAACAAAAUUUAAUGACACUACCACUCUUUGAACUGUCCUUGUAACGGCGUUGUGCUUUUAUUGUUUGUUAACAUUUCAUAGUUUGUUAAAAACCAUUUUCGUUCGUUGUUAAAAAAGAUUUUUUCUUAUAAUUGCUUCAUUUUUUUACACAUUUUUAAUGUAAAAUCAAAAGUUAUACAUAUAAUUGCGUUUUUUUCUUUUCGAUAAAAUAAUUUAAUAAAUGUUUUUUCUUUAAAUCACGAUUCUAUUUCAUCUAAGCACACGCUAUUUCUCGAAUCUUGACUAUCGUUAAAACUAAAAAAAUGUUAAAACGACUUAAAAUUUAAAAUCAAAAAAAUUUGAGAUAUUUCUAAAAAACACGAAAAAAUCAAAAUGUUGAAAAUUAACUUUUCCUAAAAAGUGAUUAGUUUGAAAUGAUAUGCAUGAUUAAAUUUUUAACACAACAUUUAUUUAUUGUUAGUUAAAUUAUUUGAGUUCAAAUAAAAUACAAUUUGUUAAUUUUCUAUUUUAGUAUAACUGUUGUUUAUUGAAUGUAUCGUUUUAAAUUAUAUAAUUAUGUAUCGUCAGUUAAUUAAAAUUGUUAAAUUAUAUGACAUAGCAUUUCAAACUAAUUUAAAAUCUUCAAGCUAUAUUGACGUUUUACUUAAUAAUUAAUGGUUGGAUGAUGAAUGUUAAGAAUUUUAAUAAAAAAUAUUGUUAGAAUUAUAAAUUAAUUGUUAAAAAUGUAGUAAUUAUUACUAAUGGUCGGGUUCACAUCGCACAAAGAGAGUAGAGUUUUUUGUUAAAAUUGCUUUUUUUGGUUAACAUAUAUUUUAUUUAAUUUUUUAUUUGUAAUUAUAAUAUAAAAAAAUUACCGAUGAUUUAACAUUUAAAAAAAAGAAAAUUGAUUUUGAAUUGCUCAAUUAAAGAGUCAACAAAUAAUUUAACAAUUACAUUUCAUUAUUUAUAUUAUUAUAAAUAAAAAUAUCAAUUCAAUCAAGAGUAAUGAAAAAACUGCCAAAUUUGGAAUUUGAAAAAAAAUUAAAAAACAUCUCAUACACACAACGUACAUCAUUUAUAUGAAAAAAAAAUGAAAUGUGUCAAAAAAUUUACUUUUCGUAUGCGAAGAUGCUUGUUGAAAGAAGGGACAUUCUAAAUUAAUUGUUAAAUUUUAAGAAAGAAAUGCAAUUGCACGAGGCUGGUCAAUUUUAGGUGAGAUUUAAACGUGAUGUAAGAAACGCCCAAUGUUGCAAGCCAUUCUUAACAAUAGCCAUUGAAUAUUGCUUCAUUUAAUAGUUAGCGAACGUUUUUGUUAUAGUAAAAUACGUAUAUAUAAAAAAUAAAUAAAAAAUAGUAUGAAACGCUUGUUGUUACAUGUUAAAGCUUACAUUCCGUAAAAAGUAGUUCGAAUCGAUGUUAUGGCGUAUUGAAAAAAAUAUUUAAUUAAAAUAAAUAAAUGAAAUGAAAUGAAAUGAUUUUCAUAAAAUAUCAAUUCAAUCAGAUAAUUUCAUGCAAUGAAUUUCAUUUCAUUUCAUUUAAUACAUAAUAAUAAUUUAAUAAAUAUAUAACAGAAUCAUCAGAAUUCAAAGUAUUGUAUACAUUUAUAAAGGUUUUAUAGAAUAUAGAGUAACUAUAGGUGUACAACUUAGCUUGUUGUUAUAGAAAUUAGACAGUUUAAUGUUCAUACAAAAAAAUUAGUUGCAAUCAAAAAAAUAAGGUCUGUUUGAAUAAAAAAAAACAAUUUUACUUGAAAAAUAAUAUCCUCUAAACUGAGCUUUGAAAAACCGAUUUUAGUGGAAAAAAUAUGUCAAAAAUUAACAUAAUUGUUAAGAUAUGUAUAAUUAAAUAGUUUUAGUGGUAAAUUGUUAAUGAUUGGUUAGUUAUAUCGAUAUUUAAUGGGCAGCAACUUCGGAAGGAGUUAAUGGUAUAUCUAUAUAUCCUCUUUAUGUAGAGGAGGACAGGCUUGAAGAUGAUGAUACGGUAGUGACUUUGUAAAUAGAACAUCUAACAUAUGUUAAAAAUCAAUAUCCUUAUUUACUUUUCGGUGUAUGAAAACAAAACGCGAGCGAAAAAUCAGAGAGCGUCGGGCGCUCUGUUUGGCCGGCGCGAAUGAAACAAACAAUCAGUGCGUCGAAUCCGCCACUCGUAUAGUUUUCGUUUAACGUAAAGCAAACUCUUACUAAGCGUACUGAGUGCCUAGACAAAUACUAACUCAGAAACGAUUGAAUUUCAGACCUAUCACGUAUAAUAUGUGAUAAACAUAAGCUAGACAACCAUUGUUAUGUAUUUUGUGCAGAGAUAACAAAAUUAUCACUGUAUCGAUCGUCACUUGAUUAGAUCUGCGUAUCUUAACUGCCGAAUUCAAUAACCGAUCUCAUUCCAAAGUCUUUAGAUAAAAAUGGGAUUUUGACAUUAGUUCUAUAGAGUUUCUGUCAAAAGUAAAUAUCGACGCAAAGAAUUUGCGAUUAAGAUCAAUUAUUGAAGUUAGCAGUUAGACGAAAAGGAUAUAAUUAUAACAAUGCUAGUCAAACGAAUGAAUAGAUAAAUUGAUUUAUAGUUAUCGCAUUCUUUAACAGCACAGCUACAAACCAACUAUUAUCGUGUCAUUUAAAUUUGAACACUAAAUCGUAUGUCGUAUGAUAUAUUAUAUAACGUCAUUGCAAAAAGGCUAUGAGCGCGCGGUCCACGCGCUGCACACGCAAUAAACGCCGUGUCUAAGCUGAGUCAAAGUCGUACUGUUUUAGAGUUAGUUUCUUUUAUGGGCUAUAUCAGUGUCAUUCCCAAACAUUGAUUAUUUUUUACUCGUUUGACUAGCCUUUGUGUGUCAUUAGUCAAGACUAAAGGCCAACUUCUAAUAACAUAUUAAAAAAACUUUCAACAUAAAUAUCGAUGUAACUAACUAAAAAAAGUUGGAUAUAGUGAUGUGACACUUACGAUACCGCUGUCAAAAUAAUGAGCAGAAAAAUGCAAUCUGUCAAAAAUGUUUGACAGUUCAAUAAAUUCAAUAGAAAAAUGUAUCUUAUAAUAUAAUAGUUAAACGUCUGUCUGUUCAUUGGAAUAGGUAGUUUAAUAGCUGAAAACUAUAUAUUUUUUACUCUCGUGUUUAUGCAAUGAAUAAAUGUCUAUUUUAAUGGUAAAGUACCUUGGUGAUGCUUUUUUAAAUUAUUUUUGCUAAGCAUUUUUAUAAUGUUGAGUUUAUUUUAUCUAAAUGUAUGCUACUGACACUUUAUAUAAAAUUAGGUGUCAACUCCUAUUUCGCGACUCAAAAUGCUACUUCAAUUUACCAAAAUUCCAUAGCUCUCAGUGCCCAAAAAAUCUAACUAAAAAUUCCAAAAUUCUCGAGAAUGCGGACAACGGUUCAGCUCUAAAACAAAAGCAUAUCCAGGUUAUGGUAGGAAAGUAAAAAUUAAAAAAAUAUUGUAAGUAUAAAAGAAAGGUCAAAAUGAGAGGAAUUAUUCUAAUAAAUGUACAUAACAUAGGAAAAAAAUGUAUUGAUUGUCGUCAUGCAAAGUUUGAGCUAAAAAUCGAAAAAAAUAUUUCAUUAAAAUAUACAUUAAAAAAAAUAUUUAAUGAUAAAAAUAAAUAAAUAUUUUUGCAUCUUCCGAUUACUACCUCUUUUCGCUUAAUAAAACCAUAUUUUUUAAAUGUUGUGUAGCUACAAUUUCAACUCUUUAAAAAUAAAUAUGAAAGUGUAUUUUUCCAUAAAUAAAAUACUGCUAUUGAAUUUUAUUUUUCUUGGAUAAACCAGUUAUUUGAUUCAUAAAAUAAAUUGUCAUCUAAUUGAAUUCAUUACUGUUAAACAUUCAUAAGAAUUUAGUCUCAAAUGAUUGGUUUGUUCAAUAAUUGUCUAGCUUUUUAAUUCGAAUCAUUGUGAUGUACAAUUUAUGACAUAUCAAUUAUUUUAAUUUUUAAAGCCUUCAAGGAAUAUAUAUUUUGGUGAGAAUUUCUUAAUAAAACUAUAUAGAUUAUAGCACGACGCACAUACAUUAUUUUUUAACUAUAUACAGAAUAAUCAGAAAGCAGUAUCUUUCUUCUGAAACUACGACAUAUAUAUUACAUCUUUCCACCUUUUUCUUUGUUAACAUAUGACUAAUAAUUAAAUUAUUCAACUUUUUUGUUAAUGUUUGAGUAAUAAUUAUUCAACAUUUUUUGUUAACAUCUAAGUAAUAAUUAUUUUUAAUUAAAAAAAGUUAACGAAAUAUAUUUUGCAAAAUAAUACGAAUCGAGAUUGCAAAAGCGAACGAUUUUUCCAAUAGUAUUUUUUAAUAAAUGAAUAAUAAUUUUCGCAAUUAUUUUAAUCAUUAUAACAUUUAAUAUAAUUCGGUGUUGUCAUAUAAUUGCCAAUAAUAGUAUUGUUGUUGCAGACGUAUAUGUAAUAUAUAUAUACAAGCUUCAUGUCAGUCGCUAUGUAUGUCGUGAUGCUUUGGAUUUCGUUCGUGUUAGAUUACGGAGUAUUUCUUAAUAAACAACAGUAUUUAUAUCUAAAAAGAACCUUUUAUUAUAAUAAAGAUAUACAUAGCAAGAAUGACAGAGUUACAAUGACAACCAAAAACAAUCAUGCCAGCUAGUUAAAUUUUCAGGAACAAAUAUUAAAACUAAACUCAUUUGUGUUACUCAACACUCCCCCUAAAAUUUAACUACAAUAAAAAAAUAAAUCUCCCACUGAAACUCACAUAUCAAACAGUGGGAAAAGAAAACAAAAUCUGAUCUCUUAAAUAGAUAAAAGAUUGAGUUGGUAAUGCUUUAGUCAAUAUAUCAGCUAAUUGACUGUUACUAGGAAUAUAAUUUAUCUUAAUUACACCAACCUCAACCUUUUCUCUUAUAAAAUUAAACUUUAUAUCUAUGUGCUUAGUUUUCUUGUGAUAAACAGGAUUAUUGAUCAGCUUGAUCGCACUCUGGUUAUCAACAUACAACGGCACAGAUAUAAUAUUUUCACCUAAGUCUAACAAUAAUUGUUUUAACCACAAUAUCUCCUUUGCAGCCUCACAUGCAGCUACAAAUUCUGCUUCUGUCGUGGAGAGAGCAGUAGUCUUUUGUUUCUGGCUACACCACGUUAUUGGUCCCCCAUUCAAAAUGAAAAUGUAACCCGUAGUAGACUUCCGCGUAUCAAUAUCGCCAGCAAAAUCUGAAUCUGAAUAGCCAGUAAGAUCACUACUUCCUCCAUAAGUUAUACAUAAGUCCUUAGUAUUUAUUAGGUAUCUAAUAACACGUUUAAGUGCAUUUACAUGUUGCUGACUUGGAUUGUUUACAUAUCUGCUCAAAACAUUUACAGCAAAAGAAAUGUCAGGCCUUGAAACAGAACUUAAAAACAAUAAGGAGCCUAUAGCUUCCCUGUAUGGAAAAUUAACAAUAUCUUCAUCAACUUUCUUUGAAAUAACAACAUUUACAUCUGCCGGGGUAUUGACAGGAUUUGAAUUACUCAUACAAAACUUCUUUAUUAUUUGUUCUAUGUAAUCCCUUUGACAAAUAUAGAUACUAUUAUUUA
Spodoptera frugiperda (fall armyworm) is the source of this 7116-nucleotide messenger RNA. RefSeq names its product synaptotagmin-7 (gene Syt7). The transcript is spliced from 11 exons. NCBI's taxonomy places the organism in Eukaryota, Metazoa, Arthropoda, Insecta, Lepidoptera, Noctuidae. Gene Ontology annotation, cellular component: membrane; axon; synapse. The record is from RefSeq and is a predicted model, not a curated record. Gene Ontology annotation, molecular function: clathrin binding; SNARE binding; phosphatidylserine binding. Bases 416 to 1588 code for a protein of 390 amino acids. Gene Ontology annotation, biological process: vesicle fusion; regulation of calcium ion-dependent exocytosis; cellular response to calcium ion.